AUGGGAGAAAACCAGAAAAGACAGCAAAAGCCUCGGAAUGUUCCACAGAUUCCUUGCAUUCGAGUCCCUCCCUCUGCCUCAGACACUUCAUUACUGAAGGACCUGACCCAAGGGCAGCAGCGCUACUUCUACAGCAUCAUGAGGAUUUACAGCUGCAGCCCCCAGUGGGAGGCCCUGCAUACCCGCUACAUUCGCAGCCUUCAGCACCAGCAGCUGCUGGGCUAUAUUACUCAGCGGGAAGUGUUGGCUUGUGCUGCUCUACUGAGAGAUUCAGCCAAGAGAGCCUCAGCUAAAGCAGCCCAUCAAAGAGCCAUCCUGCCCCGGAAGUCUUCGGCCAUGGCAAGGAAAUGGCCGCCAGUACGACCCGUGUCUGUGCUUCGAUCCAGGGCCCAAAGCGCAGGGCUCUGCUGCCCUCAGAAACCAUGGUUUACUUAA
Messenger RNA from Trichechus manatus latirostris (Florida manatee), 435 nucleotides. RefSeq names its product family with sequence similarity 216 member B (gene FAM216B). Bases 1 to 435 code for a protein of 144 amino acids. Lineage: Eukaryota; Metazoa; Chordata; Mammalia; Sirenia; Trichechidae. The transcript is spliced from 3 exons. The record is from RefSeq and is a predicted model, not a curated record.